Molecule: messenger RNA, 456 nt
Organism: Rotaria sp. Silwood2
Lineage: Eukaryota; Metazoa; Rotifera; Eurotatoria; Philodinida; Philodinidae
Source: the annotation of a GenBank genome assembly
AUGGCUGUAUUCCAACGGAAUCAAAUUGGUAUCAAAGAUGUUGGUCAAACAGUGAACGUUCCAGAUAAUGACAUAGCUAGGUUGAUGUAUUAUUUUAGUUGCACAUGCAGUGCCAUCGAAUGUAACAUGACUCCACAAAUGCGUCGAUUAGCUAAUUAUCGUAAUUGGAGAUAUUUAGAUGCUGAUGAUGUUCGACAACUGAUCGGUAUUUGUUAUGUUUUCAGUCCAGAUGUCCUUAACAACAAAGUAUUCUUCCAUAAUCCUGGAUUAUGUGGAAAUAGUUCUAAUAAAUUCUACGAAAUAAGUCAAGUUCGUAAUCAGCUACUUGCCGUUUCUUCAAUCUUAAUUGCUGGACAAAGUCGCCGAGUCAAUAGUAUUAUGGUAUAUACAAUGUCAUGGAUGAAGAAAAAUUAUACUGAUCCAAUGGUACGCAUUGCACGAUUUCUUAGUAAUUAA